This is a messenger RNA of Tigriopus californicus, 3341 nucleotides long. RefSeq names its product nitric oxide synthase, inducible-like (gene Nos). Gene Ontology annotation, molecular function: NADP binding; calmodulin binding; flavin adenine dinucleotide binding. Gene Ontology annotation, biological process: nitric oxide biosynthetic process. The record is from RefSeq and is a predicted model, not a curated record. The coding region runs from base 83 to 3154 and encodes 1023 amino acids. NCBI's taxonomy places the organism in Eukaryota, Metazoa, Arthropoda, Copepoda, Harpacticoida, Harpacticidae. The transcript is spliced from 13 exons.
GUCCAUUUCAGAGGCUUGUCAUUCUUGUGUGAGAGCUCUCCCAACCCUUUGCCAAGUCAAUAAGUUCCCAAGUGAGAGAACCAUGAAGUGUCCUUUCCAAAAGUCGGAGGGUCUUCCCUUAAAGAAUUUGGUCACUGGUGAAAUCCUUUAUGAUACUCUUCACCACUCAGCCAAAGCAACGAAUAUCCUAUGCAAUGAGGAGUUUUGCUCGGGAAGUUCCAUGGGAUUGUUUGGGACUGCAGACAGGAUAAAGGCUGUGGAAGAGCAGAAACAAGCCUCGCUAUUCACUGAAGCCCAAAAAUUUGUGACGGAAUGCUACAACGAGUGGGGGAGGGAUGAAAAUGAACUCAACCAAAGACUCUCCGUGGUGAAGGCUGAAAUUGACCAAACUGGUAGCUAUGAUUUGACUCCUCAGGAGAUGGAGCUGGGUGGCAAAUUGGCUUGGAGAAACUCGCCUCGAUGUCCAGGUCGAAUUCAGUGGAAGAACCUCAAGUUCUUUGAUUGCAGACAAACUAAUUCUUUGGAGGAGGUAUUCGAAGCCAUAUGUCGCCAUAUCGAGUUCUCCACCAAUGAUGGUAAUAUCAAACCGGCCAUUACGGUGUUUCCCAAGAGAACCUUUGGCGAGCCUGACGUGGUGAGGAUUUGGAACCUCCAACUCAUCACCUAUGCUGGAUAUGCCCAAGAAGAUGGAACCGUUAUUGGAGACAAAGUGAACACCGAAAUCACGCAAUUGUGCUUGAAUUUGGGUUGGAAACCGAAAUAUACUUUUUUCGAUGUGCUGCCCAUCAUUUUGUCAGGCCCUGAUGGAGAGCCCCACUUAUUUGAGAUCCCACCCAAAAUCGUCAAAAGGGUCAAAAUUGAGCAUCCGAGAUAUCCCCAAUUCGAAAAAUUAGGCCUAGAAUGGUUUGCUUUGCCCGCGGUAUCCUCCAUGAUGUUCGAAAUCGGAGGGCUCGAGUUUCCUGCUGCGCCGUUUUCUGGCUGGUAUUCAUUGCCUGAAGUGGCUGUACGAGAUAUCUUGGAUAAACAAAGAUACAACAUGGCAAAGCCUAUUGCCAAGAUCCUCAAUCUGGACACGGCCUCGGCCACAAAUUUCUGGAUGGAUCGGGUGACCACAGAGGUCAGUGUGGCCGUCCUCCAUAGUUAUAACAAGCAACAAGUGACCAUUGUGGACCAUUUCAAGCAAGCCGAUCAGUUCAUGGAUUUUUUUCAAAGUGAGCAUGAGAUCCGUGGAGGAUGUCCUGCCGAUUGGGUCUGGAUUGUCCCUCCUCUAUCGGGAUCCCAAACCCCUGUGUUCCAUCAAGAAAUGUUGAACUAUCAAAUAUGCCCCGCCUUUCACUAUCAGAAAAGCUUAGCAUCCAUGUAUCGGCCCAAGGGACAAGAUCUGCCCUCUUUCAAGGCCACGGCCAAGGCCUUGGUUUUCAUGAACAACCUUUUUGCGAAGCGACUUCGAGAAAGAAAGACGAUCUCCAUUUAUUAUGCCACCGAAACUGGGGCUUCCAAGGGAUUUGCCACAAUUCUUCAAAAGAUCUUUGUGAAUGGAUAUGUGUCCAAAGCCAUGAACAUUGCAUUUGUGGACACGGAUGAGAUCCUCAACCCCGAUUCCCAAGAGAUUCAUCAAGCCAUCUUCAUCGUCUCUACUUUUGGCAAUGGUGAUCCUCCCACGGGAGCCAUUAAAUUCGCCAGCAAAAUCAAAGAUUUGAUGAACAGAGGCAAACGAUUGGAAAAUCUAGAAUUUGGCGUAUUUGCCCUUGGAUCUUCGGCUUAUCCGAAUUAUUGCGCUUUUGGAAAGUUCCUGGACGACUCGUUCCACAAACUGGGUGGGGUUCGCAUUCUCCCAAUUGGCAUGGGGGAUGAGUUGAAUGGCCAAGAUGACUCUUUUGAGGAAUGGAUGUUUGGAUUGGGACAUCUAAAUGAUGUUCCCCAAGGCGUCAAGAGCCAUUUGAGGCGUCUGGAACAGAUUUCCAACCAACAACUAUUUGAACAAGAGUUCAAAUGGGAAGUCUCCAACAAAUACAUCGAAGAGGUUGACAACAUGCAACACGUUCAUGGCAAGACUGUGCGAUCUGUGAAGAUUCUGAACAAGCAGAUUGUGGCCAAUCGGUUCAUUCAUUUGGAGCUCGAUGUCUCCGAGAUGAACGAGAACAUCAGAGCUGGGGACCACAUUGCCAUCUAUCCACGCAAUGACACGAACGCUGUGACUGAGAUCGUGGGUUCCCUCCAGGAUCUUCCGGCCAAGGAAACGCCCGUGAAACUCUCGGGUGGAACCUUCGCCGCACCUACGGGCACCCUCGAGUUCCUACUCCAUGCCUUUUAUGACAUCAAUGGACUUCUAUCUGCUCGGGAUUUGAAGUUCAUUGAGAGGUUUAUGUUGUCUAAUGAAGAUGUCGAAAAAUUACACAUCCUUCAGAAAUCGAAAACGAAAAUCCCCCUCCGCUUUGUGGACUUGUUCAAAACGUUCCCUUCAUUGGCCAUCAGGUCGGAAGAUUUCGUAGGACGCAUGAAACUAACAAGACCAAGGCUAUAUAGCAUUGCUUCAUCGCCCAAGGUGAACAGUGACGGGAAGAAGGUCCUCGACUUGAUCAUCUCCACUGUCGAGUACCUCGAUGCCAAGGGAAUUCCCCGUAAGGGUGUUUGCACGAGCUUCUUGAAGAGCUGUAACGUGGACUCCAUCAUUCUGGGUCAUUAUCAAGCCAGCACCCUUUUCGGACCGGUUCUUGAGGACCAAAGUCGACCUUUGAUCAUGAUUGCCAAUGGAUCGGGUAUUGCUCCUUUCCGUGGCAUUUGGCAAGCCCGAUUGGUCCGGGAUCAAAAUGAGAAUCAUGUCGGAGCCACAACCCAAGAUCUCUUGUUCUUUGGAUGUCGAUCCUUCAAAGAAGAUCUGUAUGCCACUGAAACUAAAAACAUCUUGGAAAGGUAUACGGUCUACUCUCGAGAUCCGGAUCGACCCAAGCAAUAUGUCCAAGACGCGGUCAAGGCAAGGAAAUACAAGAUCCUGGAUUACAUUCUGAACCUGAAUGCCAUCGUUCUGGUCUGCGGAAGCGCGGGCAUGGCUGACGGAGUGAAGACUGUCAUGGAUUCGUUUUUGGAAUGGGAGGGCCUCUCUGUGGAAGAACUGAAGUUGACGAAAUCGUACAUCGAGGAAAUUUUCGUUUAACGCCUUUUUACAUAACACCCCUUACAUUACGUAUAUAUCAUACAUGCAAAUCAUUUUUCACAGUCAGCAAGAAAUUUAGGCAAAAAUCGUUUGGCCAUCAUACGUCUCAUCAAUAUUUUAUGUUCUCUUUGUAUACUGCAUACUUACAAUUAUUCCAGAAAAUAUAUUCAUCACAUCUAUCGUUCAA